AUGAUGGAAUACGAAUACACGGCUUUUCGGAAGGAGGUGGAUAUGCACAACAGGUGCUGUGGUGGGGCUGCAUGGUGCAUCCGGGAUAUCUGUGGUGUUAUAUGUGCCAUCAUGACCUGGUUGCUAAUACUCUAUGCUGAGUUUGUUGUUAUGUACAUCAUCCUCCUACCGAGCACAAACACAAUUUACUGUGGAAUAAACUUCAUCAUCUUUCAGAUGUGUGCUAUUUUGGCAUUCACAUCUCAUUUACGAACAAUGUUUACUGAUCCUGGUGCAGUUCCUAAGGGCAAUGCUACAAAAGAAAUGAUACAGCAAAUGGGCUUCAGAGAAGGACAAGUCAUAUUCAAGUGCCCAAAGUGCUGUAGCAUCAAACCAGAAAGAGCACAUCACUGCUCAGUUUGCCAAAGAUGCAUUCGAAAAAUGGACCAUCAUUGUCCUUGGGUGAACAAUUGCGUGGGAGAGAAUAAUCAAAAGUAUUUCGUGUUAUUUACGUUCUAUAUCGCCGCGAUGUCAUUGCAUUCACUGUUCCUGGCCAUAAAUCACUUCCUCGUAUGUAUAAGACACGAUUGGAAGGAAUGUUCGACGUACAGUCCACCUGCGACGGCGAUCUUUCUGUUAUUUCUAUGCUUCGAGGCAUUACUUUUUGCCAUCUUCACCAUGGUGAUGCUAGGUACCCAAGUGCAAGCGAUCUGCAAUGAUGAAACUGGCAUCGAGCAACUGAAAAAAGAGGAGGCGCGAUGGGCGAAGAAGUCCAGAUGGAAAAGCAUACAGUCGGUGUUCGGACGAUUCUCGAUAGGGUGGUUCUCGCCAUUCGCGAAACCGCUGCCCAAGACCAAAUGCGAAAGUCUUCUCUACUCGGUUUAAUUUCAGUUAAUUUAUU
Molecule: messenger RNA, 880 nt
Organism: Nicrophorus vespilloides
Lineage: Eukaryota; Metazoa; Arthropoda; Insecta; Coleoptera; Silphidae
Product: palmitoyltransferase ZDHHC3
Exons: 4
Coding region: 1-864 (287 amino acids)
Biological process (GO): peptidyl-L-cysteine S-palmitoylation; protein targeting to membrane
Cellular component (GO): endoplasmic reticulum; Golgi apparatus
Molecular function (GO): protein-cysteine S-palmitoyltransferase activity
Source: RefSeq, a predicted model, not a curated record